Nematostella vectensis (starlet sea anemone) is the source of this 1427-nucleotide messenger RNA. RefSeq lists its product as uncharacterized. The record is from RefSeq and is a predicted model, not a curated record. The transcript is spliced from 7 exons. The coding region runs from base 249 to 1223 and encodes 324 amino acids. Lineage: Eukaryota; Metazoa; Cnidaria; Anthozoa; Actiniaria; Edwardsiidae.
UGUGAAUACCCGGCCAUGGGUCAAUCCCAAUCCAUCAAUUUUUUUUUUUAAUUUUUUUUUGCCCGGUCGCUGCUGUGCGAGCCCAAAAAGCUCGCUUUCCGCCCAACUUCCGCUACCCUAACAUCCAUCCGGGGUCUACUUUGGUGUAAGUCUACCCUCCCCUGUCGUAAAUUUGUCUGUAAAGCAAUCGUGAGGUCCCUAUGAAGGCAAAUAGGGGCACGCCUCAAGUGGUCUAGCAGCAUCAUCACAUGCAAGAAGGUUACGGGUUGAGCCACCUGUUCAUACGCAAAUAUUUAAACAUAUACGAAGACUGUCUGUCACCAGACCACACUCCCAAGACAAAGAGCAGCUGUAAGGAGAGAAUGGCACGAGCGUCGUCCCGAAGAGCGUUGUUUCUCUGUUUACUGGUUCUGCUGCAAGAGUUUGGUCCCGCACACUUUGCCAAACUCGCGCAAAAUGACUUCCUCAGCGACCGGGAAUUCUUGGACAGCGAGGAUGAGGAUAACGCUGAUGACCAAGAGACUGGAAGCAACCUUGUGCCACAAACCCCAAUAACUCAGACAUCUGCAAAGAAAAACUGGAUCAAGAAUGUCUAUACAGUCGUCAAGUUUACCAAUGCUGUUACUUCUGCUGUCAGCCUGACCUCCGCUAUAUUCGAUGCCAUACAAAGCUGUUGUGGUCGGUUGCCAAAAGCAUGUGAAUAUCGCAACGAGUUUAUUAAGAUGAGAACUCAAGUAAUAGAGCAAAGCGCCCUGGCGGACAACUUACAGCUGGAAGCUCAAAAUCUUCAAACUUGGGUUAAAACAAACAUCGAUAGAUACUCUGAAUUGAAGAAAGAGUUGGAGGAUAUUAACAGAGAGCAGGAUCACAUCUUAAAAGCCAUGGACAUCGACAUUGAAAUAAUAUUGAACAACAAAACGAAGGACAUCAUGGAUGCCAUUAAGGCAAAAAACAACACCAGAGACGAGCUGGACUACCUGCAGGUAUCCAACAUGUACGAGUCAGCCAUUGAGAACGCCAUGAAUAUUGGUUUUCCCCUCUUAACUCUGUUAAUCAGUGGUGGAGGAGCAGCUUACCAAUUCGCCAAGAAAAGUAGAGCUCAUGAUGAGGUUUUCAAGCUCGAGAGAAGAAAGGCCAUCCGACUCAAGACACCCCCCUACGCUCAAAUUGCAAGACGGAAAACAAGCUUGAUCAAAAUUUCAAAACCAAGUACGGACAGAUAAAAAACAGACUGAAUACCAAGUUUGGCAGGUCGAUCAGAUUCGUGAAGAAUAUUGGCCUUGCACUAUCAAUCUUUUCCGCAGCGUUUGAUAUUUACAACGUCAUCAACCAAGCUAAGAAAUGCGAGGAAAUACGAGAUGAUGCGAAGGAAGCAAGGGACACUAUGGCAAAAGCUUUAGCGAAAUUUGAUGAAGCUAUUCAGAACA